AUGACGACAUUUUCUAACCCUGAGAAAGGGAUAUAUUGUUACAAGGUAAUGCCCUUCGGGUUGAAGAACGCUGGUGCUACUUAUCAACGUGCCAUGCAGAAGGUGUUUGACGAUAUGUUGCACAAACACGUGAAGUGCUAUGUGGAUGACUUUGUGGUGAAGAUCAAGCGACGACAUGACCAUUUGAAAGAUCAAAGAACCGUGUUCGAUCGCCUGCGAAAGUACCAGUUGAAGAUGAACCCCCUCAAAUGUGCGUUCAGCUACGACAUUGUUUAUGUACCGCAAAGGGCAGUUAAAAGGCAGGCAUUGGCUAAUUUCCUGGCAGAUCACCCAGUUCCAUCGGAUUGGGAGUUAAGUGAAGACUUGCUCGAUGACGAAGUUCUCUUCACAGAAACCUCAGGGUCGUGGGUCAUGUUCUUUGACGGUACGACACGAAAAAGGGGUGUGGGGGCAGGUAUCAUCCUCAUUUCUCCAGAAAAGCACAUACUGUCUUAUAGCUUCGCACUUGCCGAGUUAUGCUCAAACAACGUCGCUGAAUACCAAGCCUUGAUAAUUGGUCUCCAAAUGGCCUUAGAGAUUGGAGUAGCUUGUAUAGAAAUCUCCAGUGACUCAAAGUUGAUAAUCAAUCAACUCUUAUGCCAGUACGAGGUGAAACAUGACGACUUGAAACCCUACUUCACUUAUGCUCACCAGUUGAUGGAGAAGUUCGAAAGCGUGGUGUUGGAACAUGUCCCGAGGAUAGAGAACAAGAAAGCGGAUGCCUUGGUAAACCUAGCCACUACCUUAACAGACCUGGAUAAUGUGCCGUUUAAUAUAUCGCUGUGGCGGAGAUAG
Benincasa hispida (wax gourd) is the source of this 834-nucleotide messenger RNA. NCBI's taxonomy places the organism in Eukaryota, Viridiplantae, Streptophyta, Magnoliopsida, Cucurbitales, Cucurbitaceae. The record is from RefSeq and is a predicted model, not a curated record.